CCAGCAGCGUCUCUCACAGUGAGUCCUCACAGACUGCAGCACUUCAGCACAGAGUCACUGUCACUGAGCUGUGAGGGAAACUCUACUGAGUGGAGAGUGAAGAAGGCUGAUGAAUAUGGCAUUGUGUCUUCCUGUUAUUACUGGGGAGAAAUGACCGUAUCCACAUGCAACAUCAACACUGGAGCCAGUAGUGGAGUGUACUGGUGUGAGUCUGAAACACAGUUCAGCAAUGCAGCCAACAUCACUAUACACAGAGGUGAUGUCAUCCUGGUGAGUCCUGUCCGUCCUGUGACUGAGGGACAUUCGGUCACUCUUGGCUGCAAGUUGAGGACAGAAAACCUUCUUUAUGAUGUGGAUUUCUAUAAAAAUGACAAACUCCUCCCAAAUGCUGUCAGAGGGGAGUUGCUUAUCUCUGCAGUUACUAAGUCAGAUGAAGGCUUUUAUAAAUGUAGAGGAAGGAAAUCACCUCGAGGUUUGGAGACUUUGACCUCAGCAGAGAGCUGGUUGUCAGUGAAAUAUCGUGAAGAAGCAGAACCAAGCUCCUUGUUGCCCGUGCUGUUGGUUGUUGGUCUGGUUUCUGGAGUUUCACUGAUUAUUCUCCUGCUUCUGUUUCUGUGUUGCUACAGAAAGUCAAAAGCUUCAAGCCUCAGCAGGUCUCAGAGGACCAAUCAGAACCCAGCCACAGACCACAUGAUCAACCAGGGUCAAACUCAAGACGGACAUUACGCUUCUCUUCUUCCUGGUGGUUCUUGUGUCUAUGAAACACUCAGAGGCUCUGAAGAACCUGAACAUGGGAUGAAUGAUGCACCAGAGGAGAGCGUUUACCAAAAUGUGAGGAUGGAAACAGCUGCAGAUGCAUAAAAACAUCUGCAUGAACAGAACCAGGGGAACGGAUGACGACAUGAAAAACCACAUCUUUGUCUUUUUGAGUAAUUGUGUGAAAUUCUUCUUUCCUGAUAUGAGACAGUAUAUUGUGGUUAAUGAGCAGAUUAUUUAAAGGAAAUACAUCAUAUGUCUUUAAAAGUUUACUUUUAAUUAUUCCAUCUACUUAUUCAAAUGUUGGUGUUCCUUUUAUCUCCUCAGACACUUUGUUUUAAAAGUUUAUUUUAAUGGAGGCUGGUUUGAAAAGCAGAAAAAGCAGAUUGGCGUCUGACGUUGAUGAUAUUUUUCUAUAUGUGUAACGCACCACAAGAGACAGGAGUAAACCCAAGCGCAGAGCGCAGAUUUAUUGAACAAAGGCAAACAGGGGUUAGGCGUAGUCGUGUCCAGGAAACAGGCAGAUGGUCGAUAUUGAGGAGAGCGUAGAUAGGCAGAGGCACCGUCAGGGAUCAGGCAGGCGGGAACGAGGUCUGGGACGAACGAGGGGUCUUCAACGGGAGGCAGGAAUAGGAGAUCAGGAAAACGCUCAGAAUGUGAUGAAACAUGCACAAGACUUCGCAAAGAGCUCUGAGGAGUCAGGAGCUAUAUACACAGUCCCUCUUAAUGAGUGACAAGCCACAGGUGCGUCUUCUUUUAUUUCUGAUAAAAAAGCUUUUAGCAUUCAUUACACAUUUUAUCUGCUAUUGGACAACAUAU
Messenger RNA from Pungitius pungitius (ninespine stickleback), 1575 nucleotides. RefSeq names its product high affinity immunoglobulin gamma Fc receptor I-like. The record is from RefSeq and is a predicted model, not a curated record. Lineage: Eukaryota; Metazoa; Chordata; Actinopteri; Perciformes; Gasterosteidae. Gene Ontology annotation, molecular function: transmembrane signaling receptor activity. Gene Ontology annotation, biological process: cell surface receptor signaling pathway. The transcript has 8 exons. The annotation marks the transcript as partial. Gene Ontology annotation, cellular component: plasma membrane.